AUGGCCUUUGGAGGCUGCCGCGCGCGCCAAGGAAUCAACCUGCACGUCGCUGUCGUGCAGGACGUGGGAGCGGGAACACGACCGUGUACCAGCUACGUACAGCUUUUUAACCAUACGUUGCAAAUAUGGAGGCUAAAAAUCAGGCCACGUCUGGCUUAUCCGGCUAACAAACUCCAUCUGGCUAACAAACUGCGUCCGCUAUCCCCUCAACUCUCUUUUGAACAGCAAGUCUUCUUUUCUUUUCUUAAACUAGAUAGAAGACGGCGGAGACGAAGGUCCGCUUCCGUCCGGCUGGCCGCAAUUCCUUUGACAGUCCCAGAUUGUUUUCAAUCCCUCACAAGAUGCACCUCCGUGUUGGCAAGUAUUGACUCCUCCAAUUGGGUGCAGGGAGACGGGGACACUAGGAUACGGUCUGGAUCGAAUCUUCCUUGGAUACUAUCUCUCGUUGCAGACUGCGUACCUCGGGGUCAUCUCUUCACCUUGAUGGAGGAAGUCACGACACCAUCUUCGUCUGAGUCAUGUAGAAUGCCUUUAUCACAGUUGGCCAAAAAACAUCUAUUUGAACCUGAUACUAGUGAGCUAGCCAAUCCAGUGAUUACGAAGUUAGGCGUACCACACGGCCAUCCUGAGCUUGGACCACGUGGAUGGACGGCAGGGCCAUCUUUCUCAGCUCGUUGUUAUCAACCUCCCGCACCUGGGCCCAGACUUGAUGAAGCUUCAACCCUUGGGACACAUAUGAUAUCCAAAGGUUUAGGCUGGGAGAAUCAUGAGGUUGAAUACGCUCCAAUGCCUCUUGGAUAUCUUGAAUGGGGUACUAAUGUCUUGAAGAAAUAUCAUACCCAUCUGAAGGGGAGUGAGGAAGGUGUGGAUUAUGUCUAUGGAGCCAUUUAUUGCUCUUUAGGCGACUACUCUGUCUCCCCUUCUCUUUUAAGGUCUUUAUUGGAGAGAUGGGAUCCCAACACCAACACGUUUUUGUUCUCGUCUGGCGAGCGUACAGUCACACUUCUUGAUAUGCAUCAGAUCGCGGGGUUGCCCCUUGAUGGUGAACCUUAUGAAGAAUAUGUUCCCCUAGCUGAUGAGUUGGAUCCUUCGACUCUUUUGUACCCCAACUUCCUGCCUCGGCUCCUAAAAAUUUGGACCAAGCUUGCCGUGGGUGGCAAAGUAGGUUUCAAGGAAUGGUGCGACUUCUUUCACAAUAGUGGAGUAAACUCCUUUGCUACCGAGAGCUUAGAAGACCAGUGCGUGUACACUGCGGCUUUUCUUGCCAUAUGGCUUUGCCGCUACGUCGUUGUUGGUGGUGGGCCAUAUAUUCGCCCUGGGGUAUUAGUGAUGGCGGCAUGGAUUUCCCUAGGACGACGCAUCUCUUUGGGCCCACCUGCUCUUUGCUCCCUUUAUUACUCACUUCGGCGAAUUUGUACUCAUCCGAUUGGCCCUUCAUUCAUACAUAGGAUUUGGCCAGUCCACUACCUUGCUGGAUGGAUGGGCGUGUACCUCAAGAAACCCUAUGGAAACAGAGCAAGAACACCAAAUUUUCCGAGCUCCAGAAUUUUGGCGGUACAACCUAAUAUGGUGAACACCAUGUUUAAGACGCCACGUCAUUUUACUCCUAAAGAGGCACAUGCUUUCCUCGAUGACUAUAAGAAUAUUGCUUGGAACCCCCAUUCUCUCACUAUGGAAGGUGUGUUCAAACCCAAGAGGGCUUUCUUAAUUUCCAUUCGUCGAGGCAUGCUGCCAUGGAGGCGUGGUACUAUCACCGCCGACGUGUGUAUAGCUGAACCAUAUCACCCAGAUCGAGUGGCACGACAGUUUCGUCUUGACCAAGUUGUUCCCUUUUCUCCUCUAGCGAGCCUGUAUACUCAAGAUGAAAUUGGAAUCGCCUAUGCUUUUUGGUCACACCUAUUAUCCUUGGCCCCUGAAGAAUUCCACUAUUUUCCUGAUGAUGAUCGAGUUGGGAACACCUCUAUAGCAUGGGCUAAUUGGUGGAAAAAAUUUCUAAAGCCUUUCGCCGACAUUCUGGACCAUCUUUGCAAUGGCAACAUGACUGGGAAGACCCCUUAUGAUGUAAGGAUAAAAAAUAAGCGUGCACUACAACACAACAUCAGGCCUCGACCAUUGUCUGACAAAGAUUUUAUGGUGGUGAGGAGAGUACCUAUUGAGCACCGUGACCAACAUGUUCAGUCCCUUGAGAAGGCAGAGACACCUAUUACAGAUCAAUGGAGACUGGUCCUCUAUAAUUAUUUAAAUGAUGUUGUUGCUGCUCAACCGGUGAAGUCUAAAGAGCUACGGCGGGGCAAUGUACUGAAACAGAAUGCCCUAGCUGGGUCCUCCUCUGCUCAUCCGCUAUCAGCGGAUAAUGAUAUAUCAGACACUGCCCCAUCCGCUAGCGGAAAAAGACACAGACAAUCUACAGCGCCUCACGUGGAACAAGAAGAAAGGCUGCCCUCAAAGCGCAAACUUGAUUUCGGCCAAGAAUCCAAUUUUUCAGAACCAACAACAUUGGAUGGUCCGUCAUUAGAUGUUGAACUCAGUAACUUUGUUAGUGAAGAAGAUUUUGGCCAUGUCCUCAUGGGAGAAAAGGACCAUGGCCUUGGUGACCUCUUCAAUUUAUCUGCCAUAAUUGAGGACUUAUCUGCCGUAGAAAAGAAGUGCACUGAAAUGGAGGCACGUGAAGCAGAGUUGAAGGCCCAGUUUGAAGAGGUUACUGCUACUUUGCACAGGCUUAAGUUGGAAAUGGAACAACGCCGACAAGCACAUGAUGCCCAUAAAUCUGAACAGGAGAAGUUGGUGAAGAGUGUACAGGAUACCAAUGCUGGCAAACGUGCAAGGCUUGCUGAAUUUAAACAAAAGACAGCAGAUUUAAAGACUGAAGCAAGUCAGUUGUUGAACAGCCUGCAGAACUGGCGAGCUCUUUGA
This is a messenger RNA of Triticum aestivum (bread wheat), 2913 nucleotides long. RefSeq lists its product as uncharacterized. Bases 1 to 2913 code for a protein of 970 amino acids. The record is from RefSeq and is a predicted model, not a curated record. The transcript is spliced from 8 exons. Gene Ontology annotation, biological process: meristem maintenance; meristem development. NCBI's taxonomy places the organism in Eukaryota, Viridiplantae, Streptophyta, Magnoliopsida, Poales, Poaceae.